UGGCUGCCUAAAUUUACUAAAGAAGAAGACGACAAGCUGUUAGCUUGUUAUAGUAUCAGGUGAAUAUCUGAGUCUCUGCAGUAAAAAUGUCGUCAGCUCAGUCUCUGAGAGAGUUUAUCAACAAGCGACUAUCUGCUGCUGCUGAAGAAAUAUUCACAGAGUUUAGAAGAAACAUCGUUCAGUUGGAGGAAGAGAUCGAUCGUCAGCGCAGACUGCUGGAUCUCAGCUGGAAACCACAGAUCAAUUUACACAGAAUAGAACUCCCACUGCAUUAUGUCUGGAAAGAUGAAGAGGGUCUGACUGACCAGCAGCUCUGUAACCCGGAGAGGGCCUCCAGUUUGGAGCAGGAAGAACCAGAAGCUUUACAGGAGGGGCCAGAACCUUCACAGAUGAAAGUGCAGCAAGAUGACCCAGAGCCUUUGCAGAUUCUUGAACAACAGGAAUUCAGCAUCAGUCAAAAUAAAGAGCAGCUUGUACUGCAACUGACCUCUUUUGUGACUCCUACUUAUGAGGAUCAAGACCACAAUGAACCAAAACCAAACUGUGACCAACUCCUAUUUUCAAUGUUUCCCGAUGCUGAGAUCCAAGAACAGGAAGGAAGCAGAAAAGAUGCAGAAUCAGGCAGGGAUGAAGAGUUUAAACUAAAUCGGAGAAGUCCACAAACCAAAGAUAACAGAGGCAAUGGAGACGGUUCAAAACUAGAAAUGCACACAAACACUCACACAGCCUGUCCAGAACUCCCACAGCAUCAUGUCUGGAAAAAGGAGGAGAUUCUGACUGACCAGCACCUCAGUAACCAGGAAAUGACCUUCAGUUUGGACCAGGAGGAACCAGAAUAUCCACGGUUGAAAGAGGAACAGCAGGAACUCUGUAUCAGUCGUCAAGAAGAACAGAUCGCUCUGAAGCAGGAAAAUGUUACCUUCAUGGUGAAUUCUGCCUCUGAAGAAACAGACUGCUGUAAAUCAGAAACAAACAGUAACCAACCCAUUUGUCAGAUUUCUCCUGAACCUGAGAACCAAGAUUUAUGUAAGAAUAAAAACUCAGAAAUAGACAGACAUGAAGAAUCAAAGCAAAAUAACAUACGUAAACAAACCGAAGGGCACGGAGAAAGUUUUGACGAUCACAAGAAGCCAUUUUUAUGUAAAAUAUGUGGAAAAUCUUUCCGUCACAAUAGUAUUUUUAUUCAUCACAUGAGAACACACACAGGUGAGAAGCCAUUUCCAUGUGUAACUUGUGGUAAACGUUUCUCUCAGAAGAGUAACUUAACUAAGCACAUGAGAACUCACACAGGUGAGAAGCCAUAUUCAUGUAAAAAAUGUGGUAAAUGUUUCUCUCAGAAGAGUAACUUGACUAAGCACAUGAAAACUCACACAGGGGAGAAGCCUUUUCCAUGUUACAUCUGUGGAAGGAGAUUCAGAAAGUCAUCAGCUUUAGGUCUUCAUAUAAGAAGUCACACUUGAGAGUUUAUUCAUAAUUUUUUGCUACCAAUAUUUUGAUAAUGGUGCAAACUCACACAGGUGAGAAGCCAUAUUCAUGUGAAAAUUGUGGUGAACUUUUCUCUCAGAAUAUUAUCUUGACUCAUCACAUGAGAACUCACACAGGUGAGAAGCCAUUUGCAAUGUGAAACUUGUGGUAAAUGUUUCUCUCAGAGUGAAAACUUGACUAAACACAUGAGAACUCACACAGGGAAGAGGCCUUUUCAUGUUUGAUCUGUGGAAGGAGAUUCAGAAAGUCAUCAGCUUUAGGUCUUCGUAUAAGAAGUCACACUUGAGAGUUUAUUCAUAACAAUGUUUUGCUACCAAUAUUUUGAUAAUGGUGUAGUGGUCAACUCACCAUUUCUAGAGUCCCAGUCACACUCAAGUCCUCAGUGUUUGAGUCCAAGUCACUAGGUCCUACAGGCCAAGACUUGAGUACAACGUCCAAUUUUAACUCACUUUUUAUGUAGAAAAUGAAGAUAUAUUACUAUUGUAGGAAUUAGCAGGUAACCUAUGCUAAUAUUAGCUUGUUAUAUUAGGUCAGAUUACUGGACCAAUAUAACCACAACUUCCGAAAGCAUUUGUAAAUGUACAGGUGACAUGCUGUUUGUUGUUUUUGUGCCAAGGUGGAUAAACGAGGGCCCGGGUGGGAUUGAUCCCUAGAUUCCUGGGUGAGAGUCACUCACUAACCGGUCAGCCAAAGGGACAUCCCCUUGGCCAAGUAGCCAGGGCACGCGUGACUCUCACCCAGGAUUCUGGGAUCGAAUCCCGCCCGGGACCUCGUUUCUCCACCUUGCCACAUUUUCAAAUUGAUGUUAUGUUUUUUUGCCACAUGCAUUAGCUUGGGGACAUUGAGCUGCUUGUUUUCUUGUCGGCUUGCAUAUUAUGUAUCUGAAAUCCACGUACCCUGCAUUUUAUCUUUAUUUAUAACAACAAACUGACAUUAUGAAGGUGAUUGUUUUUCAUUAGUUUUUGAAUCAGAUACAAAAAAAUCUUUAUUUUUUAUUUUUUGUUAAAACUACAAAAUGAAUAAAUAGGUUAUGAUUUAUAACUAUGUAAACAUGUCUUUACUGCUGACUGAAUAUCUGAUCAGCUCCCUGUAUCUUUUGAGUAGAGAAAUAGUCAGCAUGUACAAAGGGUUUUUUAGCCAAGAAAUCUAGACAGACAGUAGCCAAAGUGAAAUGAUUUUGCUCUGCAUGUCGGUCUAGCCAUGCUCAGUUGGAGCGUCAGCAGGCCCGAACAGUCUCAUGCCUUGCCAAUGGCGAUCUUUCGGUCUGGUAGGCGGGGUGACGCAACGCAGCAGAACAACUAACAUACCAAUGGCUUAGGGCUGGGUGCUAUGGCCUAAAAUCAAUAUCACGAUAUAUUGAGGAUUUCACCCUGAUGACGAUAAAUGAACAAGAAAUACAGGAAUGUAAACAUAAGUUGUCCACUAGAUGGGGCUGCCACAUGUAUUACGUUAAAUCACAUAUUUAUCUGACUCAAGGUGGUACAGCUUCUUAAAAGGACAUGAACGUUGCCAACCAACACACAUCUUUUCAUUUAUUAUCAAAUUUAUUGACAUGGGAAACGUUAUCUCAAUAAGAGUCAAAAAUUUUGAUAACAAUAAAUUUUCGAUUUAUUGCCCAGCCCUAGGUUGGCUUGUUUGAAUUGGCUUUGACAUCAACUUUGGACUAUUCAGACCUGUUCUUUUCUUUGAGUCAAGAGCAGAUAGAGGUACUUAAGUCCUUUAUUUAGAAAAAUAUGUAUUUGGACUGACAUCUGUCGCGUUGAGUAUAUCAAGUGGUUAAUUGUCCAAUAGCAGGUGGUGACCACUUGAAAGACAACUUUAGAUUUCCUCCCUUGACUGAGUUAUCUCUAUGGGUUGCGGCUAGACUAUAUAUAUUUUCACAUAAAUAGGAUGGCAUGCCAGGCUAAGAGUUUUAUCCUGGCAAUGGAGAACCACAACAUUAGCCCUGGGACAACAAAAAAAGGUAUUAAUUGUAAUAUCAACAAUUUUGGGAGUUGAUGGUGUGUUUAAAACUUUGAUAACUAGACGUAUCGUGGCAUCUAAAGCCGGGCGUACACUGUGCGACUUUUUCACUUUUUUGAGCCGAUUUUCUACUCGUGCGAGAAUCCACAAGAUAGGGGCGAGUUUUGCGCUGAGCGUCGUGUAGUAUACAGGGGGUUACGAGAGGCAGUUAACACCACGUGACCAGCUACCAAUCAGCAGUCGUGAGCUUGCACGGACUUCUGGCGUGUUUGAUAUUUUGCUCGUUCCUCGUGAGGGUAUCGCACUGUUGAAGCGGUGCUGCGAGCAGCUGCGACCUAAGAAGUAUCAGAACCGCUCACGGCGCAUGCGCAAUCAUGCAUCAACACCGCUUGCCCGCUAUUUCCCUAAUAACACACGUUGUUCGUUUUUAUUUCUACACGUUUUUUUACUCACAAAGAUUGUCAAGAAAGCGUGUUUGUCGUGUUCUUGUCAAAUUAAACUGAUCACAAAACACAGAUUUACUUUCUUUAUUUCAUUUUCCUCAUCCAACCCCCAUAAAUUCCUGUGUGUCCUCCUGCUGCACUCCCGAAGGACAACAGGCAAGUCAAAAAAGUCUGACGUGUUGUGCAAAAACUGCUAUUUUUAGCAUAUUUUUAGGUCCGAUGUGUUGCUGCCAGACGUACAGUGUGAGCAGUCAGGUCGCAUCCAAGAACUGGGUCGUACAGUGUGAGCACAUGACUCUUGAGAUCUGCCCUGUGAGGAAGUCGUACAGUUUGAGCUGAUGCUGAGUGCUACAAGUGAAAAAGUCGCAUAGUGUCCGCCCAGCUUAAGGGAGAGCCCAGACGCCCUGCAGAGAAAACUAAUUUCGGCCGCUUGUAUCCACAGUCUUAUUCGAUUGGUCACUACCCAAAGCAUGUGACCAAAGAUGAUGAUUGGAAUGUACCAGUAAAUUGAGAGCUUUGCCUUCCGGUUCAGCUCUCUUCACCAUGACAAAUCAGUACAACGCCUUAAUCACGGUAGAUGCAGCACCAAUCCGCUUAUCACUUUCUCACUUCGUCUUUCCCUCACACGUGAACAAGACUCCAAGAUACUUAAAGGUGCACUAUGUUAGAAUAUGUUGAAAUUUUUACAGUGACAAAAUCCCAAAAUAGUCUAUUGUUAGUCUUUUUGGAAGGAAGGUUAUACUGAAACAUAUUUCAUAUCCAGCUGGUUGUGAGGAUUGUUAGUUUUUCUCCUUUUAAAACCAUGGAAGGAGGGACGUAACUACUGUUUACCAUCAGUGAGUUUGGCUUAUCGUGUCUCCUGCAAGCUAAUACUGCAGCGUAGAUGAUUGUAAUCUGACGACAGCUGGUAAAAAGCUCCAGAGUUGUUGCAGGAACCAAAUUUUACCACAGGAUGGCAUUUUUACCUAAUUUCUACAUAAUGCACCUUUAAACUCCUACAGUUGAGGCAGUUCCUCCUCCUUGACCUGGUGAAGGCACUCAACCCUUUUUCGAUUCUAGACCAUGGUCUCGGAUUUAGAGUAGCUGAUUCUCAUCCCAACUGCUUCACACUCGGCUGUGAACUGCUCCAGCAAAAGCUGGAGAUCACGUUCGCCUCCGGACCAGAAGUCGACAGAAGUCGAUACCUCCUGUCCUGAAGUCGGUGCCUCCUGUCCUGAAGUCGACGCCUCCUCGUGUCCUGAAGUCAACGCCUCCUCGUG
Nothobranchius furzeri (turquoise killifish) is the source of this 5149-nucleotide messenger RNA. RefSeq lists its product as uncharacterized. NCBI's taxonomy places the organism in Eukaryota, Metazoa, Chordata, Actinopteri, Cyprinodontiformes, Nothobranchiidae. The record is from RefSeq and is a predicted model, not a curated record. Gene Ontology annotation, biological process: regulation of transcription by RNA polymerase II. Gene Ontology annotation, molecular function: DNA-binding transcription factor activity, RNA polymerase II-specific; RNA polymerase II cis-regulatory region sequence-specific DNA binding.